CAGAAUCAUCUGUAGUUGGUUGGUUGGUUCUGUAUCCCACGCGAUAAUAUGCUUAACUGUAAAGCAGAGCUAAGCUCUCGCAGUCAAACCAAACCCUCAAGAAAACGAUACCGUAUCCGUGAUUCUGCUCUGUCUUUAUACUCUUCCUCUCUCAUCUGCUUUCUCUGUAAAUGUCUCUAUACUACUGUAUAUAUUAUGCAUUCUUUUUAUGCACACCAAACCAAAUUCUUGCCUUUCACGGGCUGUUUGGCCUUUUUCUUUGUACCCUUUCUUUUUUGCCUUUUUUUUUUUGGGUGUAUAGGAGCUUCACGUGUACCCUUUUAUUGAACUAUUCGAGGCUUUCUGCCUGUGAUUCUAUUUUGCUUUGAAUUGAGUGUUUUUUGGUGGUAUUUUCAACUCUAUUCUUAUCCAUUUUACUGAUUUUUGGAGAUUUUUUUUUUUAUUCUUGGUCAUAUCAUUGAACUUGAGAUUUUUUUUUUUAAGCUCUAUUUCUUUGCAAUUUAGCCAACUUUAAGGUUGCUGUUUUCUGGGUUUUACUUAAAAGUGAGUGUUUUGAUUCUGUUUACUUGGAUUUGAGUUCAAAGGGUAUUUUACUGUAAUUUGGUUCUUUGACCUGGCUUCUCACUUAAAUUUGUGCUGCCUUUUAAUCUGGGAUUUGGUUACAAGGGAUUUUCUUUGAUCACUCAAAUUUGGGUCGUCUUUGAUCUUUCAUUUCAUUGCAGAAAAGCUUGAAAAAAUGAAGGGAUGUUUGCUCUUUAAGUUCUUGGUUUUGUUUUUUCUGUCUUUGCUGUGUGGUCUUGGUGUGAGCAAAGAGUGUACAAACACUCCUACUCAGCUCUCAUCUCAUACAUUCCGUUAUGAACUCUUAUCGUCAAAUAAUGAAACAUGGAAGAAAGAAAUGUUUGCACGCUACCAUUUGAUACCAACUGAUGAUUCAGCUUGGUCUAAUUUGCUGCCACGAAAGAUAUUGAAAGAAGAAGAUGAGUUCGAUUGGGCGGCGACUUACAGAAAAAUGAAAAGUCCUCUUAAAUCAUCUGAACACUUCCUCGACGAAGUGUCAUUGCAUAAUGUGAGAUUGGAUUCAAGUUCAAUUCAAUGGCGCGCACAGCAAACAAAUUUAGAGUACUUGUUGAUGUUGGAUGUGGAUAGUUUGGUCUGGAGCUUUAGGAAGACUGCUGGAUUGCCUACACCUGGCACAGCAUAUGGUGGCUGGGAGGCCCCAGAUGUUGAGCUUCGGGGUCACUUUGUAGGGCACUACCUGAGUGCGUCAGCACAUAUGUGGGCUAGUACUCAUAAUGAUACUCUCCAAAAGAAAAUGUCCGCACUGGUGUCUGCUCUCUCUGCCUGUCAGGAAAAAAUAGGCACGGGUUACCUGUCUGCUUUUCCAUCUGAGCUAUUUGAUCGUUUUGAAGCUAUAAAGCCUGUCUGGGCUCCAUAUUACACUAUUCAUAAGAUCUUGGCGGGUCUCUUGGAUCAAUAUACAUUGGCAUAUAAUGCUCAAGCUUUAAAAAUGGUGAAAUGGAUGGUUGAGUAUUUCUACAACCGUGUGCAGAAUGUUGUAACCAAUUAUACCAUUGAAAGACAUUUUCUUUCACUCAACGAAGAAACUGGGGGUAUGAACGAUGUCCUUUACAGGUUAUUCAGCAUAACAGGAGAUCCAAAGCAUUUAAUAUUGGCUCACCUUUUUGACAAGCCAUGCUUCCUUGGCUUACUCGCAGUACAGGCUGAUGACAUAUCAGGUUUCCAUGCCAAUACACAUAUUCCAAUUGUUAUUGGAUCGCAAAUGCGAUAUGAAAUCACUGGUGAUACACUUUAUAAGGAAAUAGGGACAUUCUUCAUGGACAUUGUUAACUCUUCUCACAGCUAUGCAACUGGAGGGACGUCAGUUAGCGAGUUCUGGUCAGACCCAAAACGCUUGGCUAGUACACUCUCAUCAGAGAAUGAGGAAUCAUGCACAACUUAUAAUAUGCUCAAGGUCUCCCGUCACCUAUUUCGAUGGACCAAAGAAAUGGCAUAUGCAGAUUAUUAUGAACGAGCUCUGACAAAUGGUGUGUUAGGCAUCCAAAGGGGAACGGAACCUGGAGUGAUGAUUUACAUGCUUCCACAAAGUCCUGGAAGUUCUAAGGCCAGAAGUUACCACGGAUGGGGAACACAGUUUGAUUCUUUCUGGUGCUGCUAUGGAACAGGAAUUGAAUCGUUUUCAAAGCUGGGAGAUUCCAUAUAUUUUGAAGAGGAAGGACAAGUCCCUGGUCUUUAUGUCAUCCAGUAUGUAUCAAGUUAUCUUGAUUGGAAAGCAGGACAAAUUGUGCUCGAUCAGCAAGUUGAUCCUCUUGUUUCUUGGGAUCCUUAUCUUCGAGUGACAUUGACCUUUUCUCCAAUCGAGGGGGCAAGCCAACCAUCUACCUUGAAUUUUCGGAUACCAAUUUGGACAAAUUUGGAUGGUGCCAAGGCAACAUUAAAUGCUCAAAGUUUGUCUGUACCAGCUCCAGGUAAUUUCUUAUCAAUCACCAGAAAAUGGAGCAGUGGUGAUAAACUUACCCUUCAGUUGCCUAUCAGUUUCAGAACAGAGUCUAUUAAAGAUGACCGGUCUGAGUAUGCUUCUGUUCAGGCGAUACUUUAUGGUCCUUAUCUGCUUGCGGGUCAUACCAUUGGUGACUGGAACAUCAAAUCUGGGUCAGCAAAUUCUCUUUCGGACUGGAUAACGCCAAUUCCUGCCACUUACAAUAAUAAUCUAGUAUCUUUUUCCCAACAAUCUGGAGAUUCAGCUUUUGUGUUAACAAACUCAAACCAAUGGAUUACAAUGGAAGAGUUCCCUAAAUCUGGCACUGAUGCAUCUGUCCAUGCAACUUUUAGACUCAUCUUGAAUGAUUCUUCUUCCUCAGAAUUAUCAACAAUUGAAAAUGCUAUUGGAAAAUAUGUCAUGCUAGAACCAUUUGAUCUACCAGGAAUGCUUUUAGUGCAGCAAGGAAAAGAUGAAGGCCUUACAGUUGCAAAUUCUGAUAAUGGCGAUGGAUCAUCCAUUUUCCGUUUGGUUUCAGGAUUGGAUGGAAAGGAUGGAACUGUAUCCUUGGAGUCGGUAAGCUAUGAUGAUUGCUUUGUGUUUAGUGGUGUGGAUUAUCAAUCAGGAACAAGCUUAAAGCUCAGCUGCAAUUCAGAAUCCUCAGACAUUCAUCAGGGAGCCAGCUUUGUAAUGAACAAAGGAUUAAGCGAGUAUCAUCCCAUCAGCUUUGUAGCAAAGGGAGGAAAAAGGAAUUUUCUUCUUUCACCAUUACUGAGUUUCAGAGAUGAAUCCUAUACUAUCUAUUUUAACAUUCAUGCUUAACAAGCUUGGGAGGACUCAGAAAGCCUAGUAUAUUCCUGUAAGGCAAUAAAUUACUCCUAUUUUAGCCUCCAGAGGGAUGUGGACACAAGCAGGGAUGAUCUCCUUUUUAUCAAAUUUUUAUGUUUAGUUAACGAGA
Messenger RNA from Hevea brasiliensis (rubber tree), 3458 nucleotides. RefSeq lists its product as uncharacterized. The transcript is spliced from 12 exons. The record is from RefSeq and is a predicted model, not a curated record. The coding region runs from base 737 to 3322 and encodes 861 amino acids. Lineage: Eukaryota; Viridiplantae; Streptophyta; Magnoliopsida; Malpighiales; Euphorbiaceae. Gene Ontology annotation, biological process: L-arabinose metabolic process. Gene Ontology annotation, molecular function: alpha-L-arabinofuranosidase activity.